Messenger RNA from Cylindrotheca closterium, 8010 nucleotides. Lineage: Eukaryota; Bacillariophyta; Bacillariophyceae; Bacillariales; Bacillariaceae. The record is from the annotation of a GenBank genome assembly.
AUGAAAAAGAAGAUUUCAAAUAGCCAUGAUGGCAAUCUCCCAUCCGGACGCAUCCUCCUGAUGAUGAUGUGCAUCGUUGCUUCCGUGCCAUGCGUACAAUCCUUGGCCAACAACAACAACAAUAAUAGAAAUAGCUGUCCUUCCAAUGAUUUGCUGGAUAUGCUUGACAACAACAGCAACAACAACAACAACAACAAAGAAGCACUGGGUCUUUAUGGAGUUCACGAUGCUCUCUCGGCUCGGAUUCUCGAAGCCCAACUUCCCGAAAACAAAAAUGCCGCCUUGUUUGUCAGCGGAUUCGGAAUUUCGGCCUCGCGGCUAGGACAACCGGACGCUGGUUUGUUAACUAGCACGGAAUUGCAAGAUUCCACCAAGCAAAUCCUGCAGCGGACCUCCUCUCGACUGCCGGUGCUGGUGGAUGGCGAUACGGGGUUUGGAGGUGCCGCCAACAUUCGUCGGACCAUUCGGGAUGUGGCCAGUCUCAAGGCGGCGGCUAUUUCCAUUGAAGAUCAAACCUUUCCCAAGCGAUGUACCUAUGUAGCCGGCAAAGGAAUCACCGUAUUGGACCGCGCCGCGGCCAAGGAACGCAUGCAAUGGGCAUUGGCGGCGCAACAGGAAGCUUAUGAACAGGAUGGCAAUCAAUUAUUAAUAGUAGCACGAACGGAUUGUCGGAUGCAACUGGGAUUGCAAGAAGCUAUAGAGCGUUGCCUAUUAUUUGAAGAGCUGGGGGCAGAUAUUGUCUAUGCCGAAAAUCUGCAGAGUCAAGAUGAAUAUUUGAAACUACGAUCCAAAAUGCAAGAAUCCACGCCCAUGAUAUUGGCGCAAGUCCAAACUGGUGAUCCCGAACAAACCACCAUAUGGAAUCUGCAGGAAAUAAGGGGAAUGGGGUUUGACAUGGGCCUCUUUGGUGUCUCAGGACUGCAAGCCACCGUGUCGGCGUUGGAACAAGUGGCGUCUGAAAUGAUGCAAUGUGGCGGCAUUGUCCAAAAUACGCCCCUUGCCAGUUUGGAACAAGUAAAGUCUGUGGUGGGAUUUGACGAAUUGGAUGCCUUUCAAGAAAGAGCGACAACUAGUAUGGAUAACGGUAACAAAAGGAGAAUACGAAGCAGUGCCACUGCCUUGUCAGCACAUUACAGUCGUGGUGGUUCGCCGGUUCGUCAAUCAUUGGCUCGAUUGUCAAGUCGUAGUCCUCAUCGUCGUCGAUUCCAUACGGUCCUUUGGAGCACCGCCAAUGAUGUCACAGAGCCAGAUGAUGAACAAGGCCCGCAAGCUCCAUUCAACAGAAUGCCUCCUCCAAAAAGCGAUGAGACGGUCACGGACCAGGUGGAAGAAACAGUCAGCAAAGUAGACAGUGACGACAGCAAUGACAAGGUGGAGCCCACAGAAACGACAGAAUCAUCGUCUGAUGAUGAAAAGACUAUUACUCUUUCAGACGAUACCAUCUCUAAUCUAAUUGAUCCCCUUGCUGCUUCUGAUGUGAAAGGUGCUGAAGCCAAAUCGACCUAUGAUCCUCUCAAAGCAAAAUUUCCGUCUCCCGAGACGACCAGCAGCAAUUCCCCAUUUGCAAAGAAAGGAGGGGGCUCUCCAUUUGCUGCUGCUGCUGCUGCUGCUGCCAAAAAGGGCAUGUCAUCAUUCAAUACAGCAGCAGCCAAGAAAGGAGGGGGUUCUCCAUUUGCGGCUGCUGCCAAAAAGGGCAUGUCAUCAUUUGAUACAGCAGCAGCCAAGAAGGGCAUGUCAUCAUUUAGCACAUCAGGUCCAGGCAAGCAGUCGUCCAAUCCAUUUUUUGCCAAAAAGGGAAGUCCCAAGGGAAUGAACAUGGGUACUACUACUACUACUACAAGUGACGACGAGAUUAAGGAACUAGAUGUCGAGGAGGAGAAAACUGGCAGCAAGGCACCCGCCAAGAGCUCAUUUGUGCCUAAGACUUCCAAGUCGGAUUUUGGAGCACCAGGCUCUCCAUUUACUGCUGCCAAGAAGGGCAUGUCAUCAUUUACGCCGCCACCAAAGGGUGCUUCAUCGUUUGCGCCUCCCAAGCAAUCCGGAAAUCCCUUUUUUGCCAAAAAGGGAAGCCCCAAGGGAUUUGCUGCCAAGACUGCAACAAGUGACGAUGAAAUCAAGAAAGAAUCGAGUGAUGACGACGAAGAGUCGGAAGAAACCACAGCGUCCGCAAAGAGCCCAUUCGCAACCAAAUCUUUUCCGAAAAAGCCAGCAGCCUCGGCAUCUGUAUCGCCCUUUUCCAAGGAUGGCAUGGCAUCAUUCAGUGCAGCAGCCAAGAAGGGCAUGGAAUCAUUCAGUUCAGCGGCCAAGAAGGGCAUGGCGUCUUUUACAGCUCCCAAGCAAUCAAAUGCUCCCUUUGGCGGUACAAAGGAGGCUCCCAAGGGAAUGAGUCAGGAUAGUGGCGAGGACGUCAAGGAAUUACCCAGCAAUGAGAAUUCUGUGGGUAGUAGCAAAGCGGAAGCCAAAAACACGUUUGCAUCAAACAGCUUUGCCAAAUCCAAUGAUACGGCAGCAGUCUCUCCGUUUGCCAAGAAAGGUUUGGGACCACCCAGUGCAGCCAAGAAAGGGUUUUCGUCGUUCGCAGCUCCCAAGCAAUCCGAAUCACCAAUUUCUGGUAUGAAGGGGAGUCCAAAGGGCAUGGCCAUGGAUGCUGGUGAUGAAUUGAAGGAGGAGGAAUCAAGUGACGAAGAUUCAGUUGGUAGCAAAGCUCCGGCCAAGAGCUCGUUCGUGCCAAAAAACACAAAAUUCAACGUCUCGGCAUCUUCGUCUCCUUUCGCUAAGAAGGGUAUGGCGUCGUUUAGUGCAGCGGCCAAGAAGGGCAUGGCAUCGUUCACAGCUCCAAAGCAAUCAACAUCACCAUUUUCUGGCACGACGGCAAGCCCAAAAGGAUCUUCCAAGGAUUCUAGCAGCGAUGAGAAGGAACUGAAAAAGGAUGACUCGGUAUCACCGUCUCCGUUCGCCAAGAAGGGUAUGGCGUCGUUUAGUGCAGCGGCCAAGAAGGGCAUGUCCUCGUUCACAGCUCCCAAGCAAUCGGCAUCACCAUUUUCUGGCACGACGGCAAGUCCAAAAGGAUUUUCUAAGGAUUCUAGCAGCGAUGAGUUGAAGGAACUGAAAAAUGAUGACUCGGCAUCUUCGUCUCCUUUCGCCAAGAAGGGUAUGGCGUCGUUUAGUGCAGCGGCCAAGAAGGGCAUGGCAUCGUUCACAGCUCCAAAGCAAUCAACAUCACCAUUUUCUGGCACGACGGCAAGCCCAAAAGGAUCUUCCAAGGAUUCUAGCAGCGAUGAGAAGGAACUGAAAAAGGAUGACUCGGUAUCACCGUCUCCGUUCGCCAAGAAGGGUAUGGCGUCGUUUAGUGCAGCGGCCAAGAAGGGCAUGUCCUCGUUCACAGCUCCCAAGCAAUCGGCAUCACCAUUUUCUGGCACGACGGCAAGUCCAAAAGGAUUUUCUAAGGAUUCUAGCAGCGAUGAGUUGAAGGAACUGAAAAAUGAUGACUCGGCAUCUUCGUCUCCUUUCGCCAAGAAGGGUAUGGCGUCGUUUAGUGCAGCGGCCAAGAAGGGCAUGGCAUCGUUCACAGCUCCAAAGCAAUCAACAUCACCAUUUUCUGGCACGACGGCAAGCCCAAAAGGAUCUUCCAAGGAUUCUAGCAGCGAUGAGAAGGAACUGAAAAAGGAUGACUCGGUAUCACCGUCUCCGUUCGCCAAGAAGGGUAUGGCGUCGUUUAGUGCAGCGGCCAAGAAGGGCAUGUCCUCGUUCACAGCUCCCAAGCAAUCGGCAUCACCAUUUUCUGGCACGACGGCAAGUCCAAAAGGAUUUUCUAAGGAUUCUAGCAGCGAUGAGUUGAAGGAACUGAAAAAUGAUGACUCGGCAUCUUCGUCUCCUUUCGCCAAGAAGGGUAUGGCGUCGUUUAGUGCAGCGGCCAAGAAGGGCAUGGCAUCGUUCACAGCUCCAAAGCAAUCAACAUCACCAUUUUCUGGCACGACGGCAAGCCCAAAAGGAUCUUCCAAGGAUUCUAGCAGCGAUGAGAAGGAACUGAAAAAGGAUGACUCGGUAUCACCGUCUCCGUUCGCCAAGAAGGGUAUGGCGUCGUUUAGUGCAGCGGCCAAGAAGGGCAUGUCCUCGUUCACAGCUCCCAAGCAAUCGGCAUCACCAUUUUCUGGCACGACGGCAAGUCCAAAAGGAUUUUCUAAGGGCUCUAGCAGCGAUGAGUUGAAGGAACUGAAAAGUGAUGACAAGUUGGCAUCCCCGGGUCAGAAAAAUGGUUCUCCAUUCGGGAUAGGGGGAAGCUCAAAGGGCAUGGACAAGGAUUCGAAUGAUCGCAUUGCAUUUGUGGGUGAGAAUGCGGCCGAUGAAAUUGCAGCUGGAGUCACUGAGAAGGAGAUUGCAGAGAAAAAUGCAGCAGAAGAGGCCGAGAUAGAAGCUGCAAAACUCAAUGCCAAGGAAGAAGCCGAAUCAGCCUUGCUUGCUGUUGAGAAUAAGGCAGCCGAAGUGGCAGAGGCUGCUAGAAUUGCAGCAGAGAAGGAAACAGCCGAACUAAAGAUCAACGAAGAAGCUGAAGCAGCCAGACUCGCCGCCUUCAUAGCUGCCAAUAAGAAGGCAGCUGAAGAGGCCGAAGCAGCUCGUGUCAAGGCCGAGAAAGAAGCCGUCGAGUUCAAGGCAAAUGAAGAAGCUGAAGUAGCCAGACUUGCUGCAGAGAAGCAGGCCACUGAAGAGGCCGAAUCAGCUCAUAUCAAGGCCGAGAAGGAAGCUGCCGAACUCAAGGCGAAGGAAGAUGCCGAAGUAGCCAGACUUGCUGCAGAGACGAAGGCCACGAACGAAGCCGAAGCUGCUCGUAUCAAGGCCGAGAAGGAAGUCGCCGAACUUGAGACCAAGGAAGAAGUGGAAGAAGCCGAAGCAGCUCGUAUCAAUGCCGAGGAAGAAACUGCGAAGGGGAGAAGAAAGGCUGUCAAAAUUAGGAUUGUCGAACUCGACGAAGAAGAGGAAGACAGUGACGACGAAAUCUUCGAUUUCGAGACAGACGAUGAGGAUCUGCUGGAGCAAAUUCGAAAAUCGCAGGCUGCCCUUGAAAACUACUCGGAGAGAUUAGGUGCUGUGCUUGACGAACAAGAUAUGAUUAGCAAGGGGGGUAUUGCUGACUCGGAUUCAUCUGCGCAACCAGUGCAAGUCGAGGUCAUUCGUUCAGGCGAUUCGACCGAUUCUAGGUCCGGUGACGAGGGAGACAAGAACAGCCCUGCUUACUCACCAGACCGGUGGUUCUCCAGGUUUGGAGGGAAAACAUUGGAUCAGGUAUCGCCCCCGAGCGACAGCAGUGGUGAUGGUUCUGAAGCAGUUGUCCGCAAAGACUUUGUCGAAGGAGGGGAUGGUCUUCGACCAAUACCACAAGCAACAGAACAUUGGUUUGACGAGAAAUAUUCUAGAAAGAGUCCGGCGUUUGGAAUGGAGAAAACCUCGUUUGGAGUGGAUCAAGUCAAGGGGAAGAAACGCUCUGGGGAUCAGGGGCGCCUGAUUCCAUUGCAAGACGAGGGCUCGGCAUGGUAUGCUGAUCCGAGGCAAGGAUUGCCAUCUCGCCAAGAGACCAGCCAGCCAGCCGAAUUGCAGGUUGAAGAUGCCACUUUUACGAAGGGUGACGCCGAGGGUGACUCCGGUGACUCGGAACAAAGAGACGAAGAAAAUAGUCCAAUCACGACUGAUCCCACCCUUUUUGAACCGAAAGCGACGUGGUUUGACAAACCUGGGGUGAAAGGCCCAUACAUGACGCCGUCUUCGGGAUCAAAGAAGCCAGAGGUUGAUGAAAGUGUUCUGCGACCAGUUGAUAUUACAAAUUCGUGGUACAGCGAAUCCAAGGGAAGAAGCAAAGGAGCAUAUGGUGAAACGUCGACAGUUCAGAAGCCAGCGGAUAAAGAGUCUAGUGCAACAGAAGGCAACCAGCCAGAAGUUCGAGAGGAUGCUCCAAGCAAGAUUGAUCCAUCUCUUCUUCAACCGAAAGCGACGUGGUUUGACAAACCUGCAGUGAGGGGCCCAUACAUGACACCGUCUCCUGGAUCAAAGAGGAAACCUGAUGCUGAUGAAAGUGUUCUGCGACCAGUUGAUAUUACAAAUUCGUGGUACAGCGAAUCCAAGGGAAGGAGCAAAGGAGCAUAUGGUGAAACGCCCACAGUUCAGAAGCCAGCGGAUAAAGAGUCUAGUGCAACAGAAGGCAACCAGCCAGAAGUUGGAGAGGAUGCUCCAAGCAGGAUUGAUCCAUCUCUUUUUCAACCGGAAGCGACGUGGUUUGACAAACCUGCGGUGAGGGGCCCAUACAUGACACCGUCUUCGGGAUCAAAGAAGAAACCUGAUGUUGAUGAAAGUGUUCUGCGACCAGUUGACAAUACAAAUUCGUGGUAUGACGAGUCCAAGGGAAGGAGCAAAGGAGCUUAUGUUGUUCCUCCACCUAGUGCCCCAAUCAAGAAAACACCGGACCCGGACGACGAUAGCAAUUCCUUCCACGACGAAGAACCAAAAUCGCCACCAACUGAAUCGAAAACCAAUGAAUCUACGAUUCCGUUGCGGUCAUUCGAGCAGCAACCUAGAUGGUUUGAUGAGGGUAGCCUUCGCAAGUCCAAGAAACCAUCGCAACCUACAAAUAGUAUUUCAGAUCAACCAUCACAGGGAGAGGCUUCAGUGUUGCGACCCUUUGCAGGUGCGUCACAGUGGUUUGAAACUCGCAAGCCCAAGUGGGACACUUCGUCAGAGCCCAAAGCAGAAAAUUCACCACCGAAAGCCGAUGACUCUGUUCUUAUGCCAUUCGAGACUGGCAAAAGCUGGUUCGAGGAGUCGAACUUUCGAAAGAAAAGCACUCCAUCAACAACUAGCGCAACAAAUGAAGCGAAACCUCCUCUUAAAGACGUUCUGAUUCCGGCAGCCACAACGAGUUCGUGGUUUGACGAAUCGAACUAUCGAGACAGAAUGGUUGGUGCGGGUGCCAGGCCAAUAAACCCAGAAGGACCUGCCGACAUAACUCCAACAACCGAUGAGCCUAGCGACGAUCAAAAGGAGGAGAUAAAGUUGGAGCAAGAAGCCCAACAGGAGCAUCUCAAGGCGAAACAGGAAAUGCUAGAAAAAGAACGGGAAGAACUUGAACUUCUGAGACAAGCCGAACAGGACCGAUUGGAACGACUCAUUGCCCAAAUGGAGGCCAAAGGCAGACCUGAGGAAGAAGCCAGCGAUGCCGAACUGGAAAUGGAACAGGAAAAGGCAGAACUUGCAGGUGCAAAACAGGCCGAAGAAGAAGACCGACUCCGCGCCGAAGAAAAAGCCAGACGCAGUGCCGAAUUGGAAGCGGAACGAAAGCGUGUCCAAUUGGAACAGGAAUUGCUGGAACAGGAAAAGGCAGAACUUGCCCUUGCGAAACAAGCCGAAAAAGAAGAACGACUCCGCGCUGCAGCCAAAAGCAACGCCGAACUGAAAGCCAAACGGGAACGUCUCAAGGAGCAACAGGAAUUGCUGGAAAAGGAAAAGGCGGAGGUCGCUCGAGCGAAACAAGAGGAAGAAGAUCGACUCCGGGCUGCAGAAGAGGCCAAACACAAUGCCGAACUAAAAGCCAAACGGGAACGUCUCAAGGAGCAACAGGAAUUGCUAGAAAAAGAAAAGGCAGAACUUGCUAGAGCAAAGCAAGAACAAGAAGAACGACGCCGCGCCGCAGAAGAAGCCUUGCGCGAUGCCGAAAUGGAAAGCGAAUGGGAGCGUCUCAAGGAGCAACAGGAAUUACUGGACAAGGAAAAGGCCGAACUUGCUCGCAUGAGGCAGGCCAAGUUGGCUACACCUAAGCAAGGCGACGAAGCACCACCACUCGACAAGGAUGUCCUAGCAGCUGCUUCAGAACUAGCGGAAGAUUCCACGACACCAACAACAGCUUUCAAUCCAAUGGAGGGUGAUGUAGGCACAAUUGGUCCCGAUACCAACUGGCGUGACUCACACCGGAGUAUGAACGACCGAAUGAACGACCUUGGAGACACCAUGAAUGGGGAGAACUGGUAA